GACGAGACUCGACUCGACUCGUCGUGAACCCCAACGACGACAUCCUCCCUCUUACAAAAACAACACAGGCUGGCAGACACGUUUUCCUCGCUCGGUCGCUGGCGUUCCACCGGACCACAACAGAGAAAGAGAACCGCUCAACUCAAGGAAUAACAACCACCCUACCCUACCCUACCUACCUAGACCACUCCACCACCACCUCUUCCUCUGCUUUUGACACUUCCCCUCCCUGUUCUGUUCACAGAUCUGUCUGCAGAUCAUUUGGCAGACGAGACGAGCUCAGAAAUCUUGCAAGUUCUUGGAAUUUAUUUACAUACUAAAAGAAAUUGUCCAUUUUAUUAGAUAUCAUAUUGGUGUCAAAACCGGAAGCCCACUUGUCUCUCACUUUAUUGUUUGUUUGAAUACCCAUCCCCCAACCCAACCUUCUCAUAUUUGUCCAAUUAACUUGCUUUUGCCACACUCCAUUCACUCUUUUGAUAGAAUAGCAAAAAGCCUUUUUUUAUUAUUUUUUUUAUUUUUUAUUUUAAAAAUGGCAACUUCAUUGCAUUUUUGUGGAGUCAAAAAUCCUCACCCUUCUUUUUCGAGGACAAAUUUGCAUUGCCAGCUUCGUUUUUCUGUAUCUGCGGCUUCACUUACUGGAUUAUGUACUAGAGCUGUAGAAACUUCCUGCACAAGGAGAGUUUUAAGAGUGAAUUGCGAGGGAACAACUGUCCAUGUGCUUGAGCGGAAUAAAAUUCAAAAUCAAAAUUGUGAUGGGGUCUUCCAUGAGCUGACAUGCGUUAUGAAGUUUGGUGGAUCAUCAGUGGCCUCAUCUGACAGGAUGAGAGAGGUUGCUGACCUUAUUCUCAGCUUCCCAGAAGAGAGGCCUGUCAUAGUUCUCUCUGCCAUGGGAAAGACUACUACCAAGCUUUUACUGGCUGGAGAAAAGGCUGUCACUUGCGGUGUUUCCAAUGUCUCUGAUGUUGAUGAGUUCAAUUUUGUGAAAGAAUUGCACCUCAGGACUAUGGAUGAGCUAGGAAUUGACAGGUCCACUAUUUCAACACACCUAGAAGAAUUGGAGCAACUUCUGAAGGGAAUUGCUCAAGUGAAAGAGUUAACUCUACGUACGAGAGACUACUUAGUCUCUUUUGGGGAGUGCAUGUCGACAAGAAUUUUUGCAUCAUAUUUAAGUAAAAUUGGUGUUAAAGCUCGCCAAUACGAUGCAUUUGAUAUUGGUUUCAUAACGACAGAUGACUUCACAAAUGCGGAUAUUCUGGAAGCAACUUAUCCGGCUGUUGCAAAGAGGUUACACAGUGAUUGGAUUAGUGAUCCUGCAAUUCCUAUUGUUACUGGCUUCCUUGGAAAGGGCUGGAGAUCUUGUGCAGUGACUACAUUAGGUAGGGGUGGUAGUGAUUUGACAGCCACAACCAUUGGUAAAGCCCUGGGGUUGCGAGAAAUUCAGGUGUGGAAGGAUGUUGAUGGUGUUUUGACGUGUGAUCCUAACAUAUAUGCACGCGCAGAACCUGUGCCAUAUCUAACAUUUGAGGAGGCAGCAGAGCUUGCUUAUUUUGGUGCUCAGGUAUCAUUUUAGGGAAAUUCUACUAUACACACCGCCUACCAUAUGCACCCCUAAGUUAUAUCAUUUUCUUCUUUAAUUAUGACUAAUUUUCUUCUUUAGUUAUGACCUUGUUUUAAUUAUCACUUAUGAGAUCUUUGGUUGUGCGUCAUGUGUUGUUUGGUUAUGAUUUUUUUUUUUUUUUAGUUAUGACUCUGAAAGUAUGAAAUUGUAUCAUUUUCUUCUUUAGUUAUAAGGUGCAUACGGUACACACCAUUUGAGAGGUGUGCACCAUAGUCUUUCCCAUCAUUUUAUGGCAUGCAUUGCUUUGUACUUAUUAUUAAUUUUUUGCAUGGGCUUGGUAUGGCCUCGGGUUAUAAUUUGCAUUUGCAUGAAAUAUCUUGUUUCUAUUUGUGGUUUCUUUUAUGCUUAUCCUGCACUAAAUCUGUCACAGUAGCUCGAAUUACUUGUCACAAUAGCUGGAUUUGCAGCUGAAUCUUGUCGGGGGACUUUCUGCAUAUGGAUUCAGCUUGAUAAUUUGAAGCAAUUGUCCAAGUUCUCAUGCAAAGGACGAGGGAAAACUUCCCCCCACCUCCCACCCUCCCAAAAAGAAAAAAGAGUAUGGGAAUUUUUAAAAACAAGAAAGAAAAGGUUGAGUCUGGAUGCCAAAUUUCUGGAAUCAGCCAACAGAUUUUAGCUCAAAUAUAUCCUCAGCAUUAUUCAGACCUGCUCUCUCAAUCUAAAUCUGGCCAUAUAUGAAAUUAAUUCGAUUUUAAGAACUGCUCCUAACCUGACCACAGUUCUUAACUGGCAGUAAAAACUCGAUUUAUUGUGUUUGUCCCUAGGACCUUUUGACUGUGCUUUUCUGGAUAACAAGUAAGACUGGGUAAUUGUGUGGUUGAACUCACUGGAUUUUUCAAAGCUAUGAACCUUAUUAUAUUUUUUCUUAUCAUGCUUUUUGAUUAUUUCUAGUUGCUGAAAUUGAUACAAAAAAUAAAAAAUUUUAACCAGAAGUACUUUUGAUGACCUUUUGAUAUACACAAGUUUGUAACUCAUUAAUGCAUCCUAGAUACUUGUUGGUUGCUGCAUAAUUUGACAAAGUUGUAAGUUGAUAGAUUGCUUUGCUUUGAUUUGAUAAAUAAUAA
Molecule: messenger RNA, 2679 nt
Organism: Camellia sinensis
Lineage: Eukaryota; Viridiplantae; Streptophyta; Magnoliopsida; Ericales; Theaceae
Source: RefSeq, a predicted model, not a curated record